UAUUCCUGUCUCUUCUUCUCUUGCACACACAUAUAGUCUCUAUCUAUCUAUCUAUCUAUAUAUCUGUCUAUCUAUCUAUCCGUCUGUCUAUCUAUCCGUCUAUCUAUCUGUCUAUCUAUCUAUCCGUCUGUCUAUCUAUCUAUCUAUCUAUCUCACACACACACACACACACACACACACACACACACUCUUCACUGAUGUCCGAACCACGACACCGUCAUAAGAAGCGGUCCACCACCAAUGGCCAGAAGAAGCAGACCCAGAUCAGCAACACUGCAGAAUCCAGCGUAGACGCACAGACAGGGUCCACCUUGCUUUGGAACCUUAUCUGGUUGGUCAGCAUUGCACUUGGUGCAUCCGUCUGCUGCAUUUGUGGCUGGAAACAUGCUCGCUACAUGGCUCAACUACACGAGAACUAUUUAUGGUUUACCAACAUUAAGGAGUUAGAACGAGAAAUAUCAUUCCGAACGGAGUCGGGCUUGUACUAUUCCUAUUAUAAGCAGAUGGUGAAUGCUCCAUCAAUAAUGGAAGGAAUCAAUAGCCUGACAGACGACAACCUCACUGAGUUCCCCAGCACCAUCAACGUGAUUGAGAGGAUGAACAUUUACCAGGAAAUAAUCCUUGCCACUAUUUACAGGAGUUUCACCGUCAUUCAUAAGAAUUUCCUGCCAGUUUUCUUUUAUAUCCACACCAUAUUUUCCCUUCACGGUGCCUUGGUCAGUUCCCUGUUCGUUACAGCAUGGAUGUUAAGUGAGUCAUGGUUGACCGGCAUUCUUGCUGCUUGCUUUUACAUCUUCAACAGACUAGAUACUACAAGAGUAGAAUACGUCAUCCCACUACGAGAGAGCUUCUCGUUGCCCUUCCUCUGGCUCCAAGUGGCAGCGAUCUCAUACUAUCUACGAUGGAAGACAAACCCAGUACUGAGUGUGAAGGUGAUGCUAGUUAUCGAACUGUGCAACCUUCUGUUGGUGUGUGUGAUGCAGUUCUGCAGUCCAAUGAUACUUGGCUCACUGGCAGUCAGCUUCAUUAUAUCAUUCAUGAUCCUGCUUAUGUUCAAGAACUACCUCUUUUCUGCGGGCGGCAGCUUUUACCAAUUGUCUAAGGUUUCAAUCUUCAGCCUGGCAUCGCUUGUGCUGAUGGUAGCCAUCAACAAACUGAUUAAGGUUAUAAUUGUAUUGGAUGCUGAUGAACAUAUUUUCAAGUUCCUUCUCACCAAAUUUGGACUCGGCUCUUACACUGACUUUGACUCCCAACUCUAUCUGUGCAAUGGAGCAUUUGGAUUCCUAGAAUGGGACACGUUUGUACGCCUAACGAAUGGUUUCGUCUUCCCAGUUUAUGCCGUGGGUCACGUGGUCUUGUUGGUGUUGAUGCUGGUCUCCUGUUUCAAGAAAUGGCGCCAUAAAUCUCCGACAUCCAAUUAUCGUCCUUUGCUGUUUGCUCGGCCAGAAAUCGCUUUCCACACAGUAUUAUUCCAGGUAUUCCUGUUUCGUCAUUUCGUUAUCGGAAGUAUCCUGGCAUCUCUUCUUUACACUGUAUUACCAGGUGUCUAUAAAGAACUUGAAGACCUCAAAGAAUUCUGGGACCCAGACACUGUUGAUUUAAUGGAAUGGAUAAAAACAAACAGUGCCCCAACUGCAGCAUUUAGUGGCAGCAUGCAGUUAAUGGCUGGGGUAAAACUGUGUACGGGCAGAGCAAUUAACAACCAUCCACAUUACGAACACAAGCUGCUACGUCAGAAAACCAAAAUGAUUUACCAAAUCUAUGGCCGGAAACCUCCAGAAGACAUCUACAAAAUUCUGACGCAUUAUAAAACCACUCACAUAAUCCUCGAAGACAGUAUUUGCCUGGCACCAUCAAGGAACGGAUGUCGCACACCAGACUUGGUUGAUGUUGUGAACGGAGAGCUCCCUGAUGGUGUCAGUCACAGAGAUGGAUUGGUGAGGAACCAACAUCCAAGGUUUUGCAACGAGAUCCGAAAGGGUGCCAAGCGGUAUACCAAAUAUUUCCGACUGGUCUUUGAAAACAGGACGUUCAGGGUCUAUCAAUUGCUUUAAUGGUUGGAUGUGUACCCGAGGGUGUAAGUAUAUUUGAGUGUGUGUAUGUAUGCGUGUGUGUAUGUAUGCGUGUGUGAGGGCUAUGAUGUAUGAAUAUGUGUGUGUGGGGGGGAGUAUAGUGUAUGAAUGUG
This is a messenger RNA of Octopus bimaculoides (California two-spot octopus), 2185 nucleotides long. RefSeq names its product protein C-mannosyl-transferase DPY19L3. NCBI's taxonomy places the organism in Eukaryota, Metazoa, Mollusca, Cephalopoda, Octopoda, Octopodidae. The record is from RefSeq and is a predicted model, not a curated record. Gene Ontology annotation, molecular function: mannosyltransferase activity. Gene Ontology annotation, cellular component: nuclear inner membrane.